Messenger RNA from Procambarus clarkii (red swamp crayfish), 722 nucleotides. The record is from RefSeq and is a predicted model, not a curated record. Lineage: Eukaryota; Metazoa; Arthropoda; Malacostraca; Decapoda; Cambaridae.
CUCCUUCAGGUGACUCACAUUACCCCUCAUAGUUUAUGAAUAUGCUUCCUAGUCACAGGUGUGGGCGUGGGAGUGUUGUUGUGGGGGUUGGUGGUGGUCUGGGACACGAGUUUGCAACAUGCGGCUUCCACACAACCAGCAUUACAUACAAAUAUCCAAACUGGAAAAUGAUUAAGGAAGUGAAGCAUCGGAAAGCUGUGAAGGAAUUUGCAUUUGAAAGGCUGAACAUAAAUGCACUAAGAAAGAACAAAAUCAUUCCACCAGCAAUUCAGGAAAUAGCUGACAAAGAAAUAGAUGCGUUGCCACGUAAAUCUAGCAUCUCUCAGCUACACAAGCGAUGUAUGCUCACUUCUAGACCCCGAGGCCUUGUUGCCAGGUGGAGAUUAUCGCGUAUAGUAUGGCGUCAUGAGGCUGAUUACAAUAAGUUAUCUGGGGUCCAGCGAGCCAUGUGGUGAAGUUUCAGGUAUUGGUGAAUAGGAAUGGGUUAUUUCUUAAUACAUGUGUGAAACAUUAAGUGCAAUUUGAGUAUGUUACUCUGCAUUAUAGAUAUCGAACCAAGAAUUGAGUAUUACUUGUUUAAUACAUAAAACAUACCACAUCAGUUCUUUUCAGGGGUUUAUAAUUUAGCAUAACAGCAAAAAUAACGAGUUGCUGUAAAUACAUUUUCAUGUAUAUACUGGAGAUUUCUUUUUCUAUUAAAUUUUAAAUUGAUUAAAAGUUAA